Messenger RNA from Aspergillus nidulans FGSC A4, 1521 nucleotides. RefSeq names its product protein CYP567D1. Gene Ontology annotation, cellular component: membrane. Gene Ontology annotation, biological process: secondary metabolite biosynthetic process. Bases 1 to 1521 code for a protein of 506 amino acids. The transcript has 10 exons. NCBI's taxonomy places the organism in Eukaryota, Fungi, Ascomycota, Eurotiomycetes, Eurotiales, Aspergillaceae. The record is from RefSeq and is a predicted model, not a curated record. Gene Ontology annotation, molecular function: oxidoreductase activity, acting on paired donors, with incorporation or reduction of molecular oxygen; iron ion binding; heme binding.
AUGUCGGCGAGCUGGGUUGACGAACCAAGCAGCUUGCUGGGCAUCUUCGAAGUGGUGUUUGUCCUGAAGCGGCAUCCUAAUGGGUCGGAACUCCAGACACUGGUCUAUGUUAGCACGCGAAUCCUGUAUAACAUUUACUUUCAUCCCCUAGCAGCUUUUCCGGGUCCCUUGCUGGCUCGCGCGUCAAUGGCAUGGAGGAUCUACCAUUCCAUGGGUGGUCGUUUUCACCGAGCAAUUGACGAACAACACCGCCGAUAUGGUCCCGUUUUCCGGGUAUCGCCGAAUGAGCUGUCUUUUGCCAGCGUCGCAUCUUGGAAAGACAUCUACGGUCAUCGUGCCACCGGGAAACCUCCCUUGAUUAAGAGCAAGUUCUACGAGAUCUACGGCGCAGGCUUUGGCUCCCUGUGCAUCGGAAGUGAGCGCGACCCGGAAAAGCACACGCGAAUGAAAAAGUCUCUCUCGCCUGCGUUUUCUCUCCGUUCUCUGGGAGACCAAGAGGUCAUUGUUAGCCAAUGCGUCGAUCGUUUUGUAUCCCGGAUGGGUGAGCCUGAGCUAAAUGCCGGGGGGUUGAACAUGACCAAGUGGUACGAAAUGGUGGCAUUCGAUAUCCUCGGAGAACUUGCCUUUGGCGAAUCCUUCCACUCUAUCGAAGACGGAAAACCCCACUUUUGGUCCUCAUUGAUUGAAGAUCAUUUGUAUUUUAUUACUGUGGCAGACAACUUCCGACAUUUCCCCGUUGUUGCUCUGAUAGCCAAGCUGCUCUCGCCGUUUCUGGACAGCAUCCGCAAAAAGCAUACUGGAUACACAAGAAACAAGGUGGCUCAGCGCAUUCGUUCAUCCUCCCCCCGCAAGGACUUCAUGGCCAACCUCAUUGGCAAGGUAGAGUCCAACGAGAUGAGCCGGGAAGAGCUCACUGCCCACGCGUCUACCCUAGUGAUCGCUGGUGGAGAGACAGUAGCCACCUUCCUUGCCGCAACAACAUUUUAUCUCCUUCGCGACGACGCCGUGUACCAGAAAUUGAAAGCAGAGAUCCGCGGCCAGUUCAACACCUACGAGGAGAUUACCUGCGCCACGGCGCAGAAUCUGCCUUACCUGCAAGCUGUCAUCAGCGAGGGACUUCGUAUCUACCCUCCAGGCUCCCAAGGCUUCCCUCGGAUAUCUCCCGGGGCCUCGAUCGAUGGGAUCUGGAUCCCCGCCGGUGCCGAGGUCUACACAAGUGCGUGGACAGUGACCCACGAUGAAGCUAACUUCCAUGACCCCCACACCUUCAAACCCGAGCGGUGGAUCGACCCAGACUGUGCCGAUAUCAAGGAGGCCAGUCAGCCGUUUUCCCUUGGCCCUCGAGCCUGUCUAGGGCGAAACGUGGCUUAUAUGGAGAUCAAUCUCAUUCUCGCCCGACUGAUUUGGACGUACGAUAUGGAGUUGGUCAACAAGUCAAUGGAUUGGGAGUCGGAGAGUUCUCUACAUGUUAUGUGGUCGAAGCCAGAGCUAAAGGUUCGUUUCCGCCAGGCGAGGCCAUAG